AUGUCAUCAUCGCUGGGUCUUGAAAGGAUACCUAGUACCCAAGAGGAACGAUUACAACGAAGAAGAACCAUCGAAAGUGAACUAAGUAUCGCUGAAGAAGAAUCACUUUCCAGUGCUUUACCUGAGGGAUUUAAAUAUGAAAAUGAAAAUGAGAAACCUCCUAAAUCUAAAUAUGUCAUUUUUGUGAAAACUCAAAAAUACUAUCCUGUGAUACUCAAUAUAGUACAUGGAUCAAUAUGGGGAGUCUUGGUUAGAAAAGGGUUAAUGGCAUUGACAUCUUAUAAAGGUUCUUUUCUAUCUGGUGUAAUUUGGGCCAAUUUUACUGCUUGUAUUGUAAUGGGCUUAGCCAUUGACGGUGAGAAUCUUUGGCUAAAAUUACUUGAAGAAGAUGAAUAUUCAGCAAAGGGGGCAAUACCAGUAUAUACUGGUUUAACUACUGGAUUUUGUGGGACAGUUUCAUCAUUUUCUUCAGUUAUGUUGGAAGCAUUUAAUAAAGCUGCCGAUACUGAAAUCGGUGUUUACUAUCAAUAUCCAAAUGGAGCUUAUGGUAUAAUGGAAUUUCUUGCCGUUGUAUUGGCACAAUUUGGAAUGUCUGUUAUUGGAUUUCAUAUUGGGAAACAUAUACUGGAAAUGAUGGAUAAACAUUUACCACAACUUGACAAGAAAACUUACAAAAUGUUAGAAUAUUUGUCAAUGGCUACUGGAAUUGCAUUGGUUAUUAUUACAUGUGUUUUGUUAGGAGUCAAGCCUCAUGGUGCUUGGAGAAGUUGGACAUUUUCCAUGUUGUUUGCUCCACCAGGUGCUAUUUUAAGAUACUAUUUGUCAAAGUAUUUAAACUCCAAAGUGGCUAAUUUCCCCAUGGGUACUUUUGCCGCUAAUAUCCUUGGUAGUUUAUUAUUAGCAGUAUUUAACUUGCUCGGAAGAGGAAAACUACCAGGUAAUAAUAGAAGAAUAGUAAAUCAUGUCAUGGGAUGCCAUGUAUUGAAUGGAUUAGAUGAUGGUUUUUGUGGAGCAUUGACUACUGUUAGUACCUUUGUUGCUGAAUUGUUUGCCUUGCGUACAUGGUUUAGUUAUAGAUAUGGUAUUUCUUCAAUAAUGGUUGGAUUUGCCAUGUUUAUCUUGAUUCUCGGUUCAUAUAAUUGGACAGUAGGCUUAACUGAUCCGUACUGCAGUUGA
This is a messenger RNA of Candida tropicalis MYA-3404, 1176 nucleotides long. RefSeq names its product fluoride transporter. Lineage: Eukaryota; Fungi; Ascomycota; Pichiomycetes; Serinales; Debaryomycetaceae. The record is from RefSeq and is a predicted model, not a curated record. Gene Ontology annotation, biological process: fluoride transmembrane transport. Gene Ontology annotation, cellular component: membrane. The transcript has a single exon. The coding region runs from base 1 to 1176 and encodes 391 amino acids. Gene Ontology annotation, molecular function: fluoride transmembrane transporter activity.